Lolium rigidum is the source of this 1300-nucleotide messenger RNA. Its product is annotated as alpha/beta hydrolase domain-containing protein 17C-like. Lineage: Eukaryota; Viridiplantae; Streptophyta; Magnoliopsida; Poales; Poaceae. The record is from RefSeq and is a predicted model, not a curated record. Bases 1 to 879 code for a protein of 292 amino acids. The transcript has 5 exons.
AUGGGGAACGUGACGUCGUCGGUGGCGGCGAAGCUGGCCUUCUUCCCGCCGGAGCCGGCCACGUACGAGGUGCUGGCCGAGGGCGCCGGGCUGCGGAUGACGGGGGUGCUGCCCGACGCGAACGUGGACGUGCACGCGCUGCCCACCCGGGCCGGCACGCGCGUCGUCGCCGCCUUCUGGCGCCACCCCUCCGCGCGCCUCACGCUGCUCUACUCCCACGGCAACGCCGCCGACCUCGGCCAGAUGCUCGGCCUCUUCAUGGAGCUGCGCUCACACCUCCGCGUCAACAUCAUGAGCUAUGAUUAUUCGGGAUACGGGGCCUCUACAGGAAAACCAUCGGAAUAUAACACAUACUACGACAUAGAGGCUGUCUAUGACUGUUUGAAAAAGGAGUAUGGGAUAGAGCAAGAGGAUCUGAUCCUGUAUGGGCAAUCAGUUGGAAGUGGACCGACAUUGCACUUGGCCUCGCGUUUGGAAAAACUAAGAGGGGUCGUUCUUCACAGCGGUAUUCUAUCAGGCAUACGCGUUUUGUAUCCAGUAAAAGUGACACUUUGGUUUGAUAUCUUCAAGAACAUUGACAAAAUAAAGCAGGUCGAAUGUCCAGUGCUGGUUAUACAUGGCACAGCAGACGAUAUCGUCGACUUCUCUCACGGCAAGCGCUUGUGGGAGCUAGCGAAGGAGAAGUACGACCCUCUGUGGGUCAAAGGCGGUGGUCACUGCAACCUGGAGACUUACCCCGAGUACAUCCGCCAUCUCCGGAAGUUCAUCAACACGAUGGAGAAGCUCGCAAAAGAGAAAAUACCGAAGGCACCGCAGAUGCCGGCGUCCUCGAGCAUGGAGGAAGCAAAACAGAACAAAUGCUUGAGAUUCGGGAAGUGAUGAGCCUUGACCAUCUUAGCUGUUGCUAACCGUGCUGUUGCUGGUAUAGAAACUGAUGAUCUAACAGAGAAGCCGGUUGCGGCGGGAGAUCUCCUGUCGACUCUGGUGACACCGUGGUGGGGAAGUGCAACGGCGUCGCCUAUGGCCCGGUCGGUCCGUGCCGGUUCAGGAUUAGGCAUGCUUGAUGGCUGCAAUGUGCUGAAAAUGCGAUGUGGAAUGUUUUAUCCAUGAUCCGACUGAAGAGGAGCAGUCUAGUGGAGGAAGCACGCAGGAAGCUGUUGGGUAGUUCAGCUCGGAGGCCCUGAGCUCUCCUUUUUCUUCCGUUUGUAUUAGUUGCUGUGCAAAAAGUAUUGAUUGCCCCUGAUUGAUUUGCGAAGUGCAUGCAUUCCAUGCAGUCAGGUAACCUUGAGUGCAAUUUGCA